AGCGGGAGCGCGCAGUGGAUCCCACACUCGCUGGAGAGGAAAAAACCGCCGUCGGACUACAACAGCGACUCACCGGGAAAAAUGUUGCCUCCACCGCCCUUCAACAACGCUGUCGAUGCCUGCAAAAGUCAUGUGAAAGGAUCCACAACACAUGAGGACUCGAGUGUUUUCGACCAUUAAACUUGUUUCAGAGGAUUGUAAACUCCGAGAGUGAUUAAUAAGACACAGGAAUUGAAGUUAACAUUGGACAGGUGCAGAAAAUGGCGAGACGGCUCCUGCAGCUCCUUGCCUUGUGGACUGCUGUGGUUGGCAUUGUGCAGUGCUGUCCAGAGCUCUGCAGCUGCCAGGAUAAAUUUGCCCACCAGUUUGCUGAUUGUGCUUACAAAGACCUGCUGGUGGUACCUGUGGGUCUCCCCUCCAAUGUUACCACCGUGAGCCUUUCUGCCAAUAAGAUCAAAUUACUGAAAAGCAAAAGCUUUGUCAAUAUCACACAGGUCACCUCUCUCUGGCUGGCCCACAAUGAGAUAGUUACCAUAGACACAGACACCUUGGCCCCCCUGAUCCACCUCCGCAACCUCGACAUCAGCUACAACAAAAUUGUGAACUUUCCAUGGGAGGAUCUCCACAACCUCACAGCCCUGCAGCUUCUGAAAAUGAACAACAAUGAGAUGGUGAACCUUCCAAAGGGUGCCUUUUCCACUCUCAAAGACCUGAGGUCACUGCGUAUCAACAACAACAAAUUUACCACCAUUGUGGAGGGUACCUUCAGUGCUCUCUCCGCCAUGUCCCACCUUCAGAUUUUUGCCAACCCCUUCACAUGUUCAUGCAACCUGGAGUGGCUGAGAGAUUGGAUCGAGACAACUAAGAUUUCUGUCCCUGACCAAAAUUCAAUUUUAUGUGAGGCCCCUGAACACCUGAAGGGUACAAUGGUUACAAAGAUUCCUAAACUAGACUGUAAGGCCCCUACUGUCAUAAUAACCUACCAGCCCAACAUUGAGAACACCGAGAUCUAUGAGGGUUUCAUGGUCAUCUUAAAUUGUGAGACAAAAGGGAGCCCCACUCCACAGGUCAGCUGGGAGGUGACUGCAGGGAAUCAGAACUAUCUGUUCCCCUUGCCCUCUACUGGAGAGAUAAAUGACAUGCCGAUUAAUGAUAAAACAACCAACAAUCGAUUUCUCGUCUUUAGAAACGGCACUCUCAUCAUCCCUCGUAUGAGUAAAAAGGAAGAUGGAAAUUACAGUUGCUCUGCGGUGAAUGAUUUAGGUAAGGCGGAGAGUGGUGUUAAAGUGGCUAUGGCAGCCACCCAAAAACACGGCAGCGACUCGAAGCCCGAUUCUACAGUGGACAAGAUCCGUCCAUCUGUUAAAAAGCUUGCAGAGCCCAAGAGCUCUAAAAACAAUGUGAUCAACUGGAGCAAGCCUGAAGAAAAGACAAAGGGCAGCCCUGAUGCUUCGUCAGACAAAAGUGAAGGCACCGACCAGGUUGGUGGCGUCUCAAAGGACCCCACCUUUGCGAGCAAGUGCGGCGUGAGAGAGAGCAGUGAAUACAUCUCCAACCAUGCCUUCAACCUGAGCUUGGAUGACCUGAAGCAGUACACUUUUGAUUUUGGUGUCAUUGCAUUGGAGGUGUCAGAGACAGAGGCCAAAGUGCAGCUGAAUCCUCUGCAGCUUCCCAGCAGCAAGUCUAACCUUCAUCUCAGCCAAACUGAAAACCUGGAAACAGUGAAUAAGGAGCCCCUGGGUCUGUUGCAGUCCUCAUCCAGUAAAGCCUCCCUGGACAUGCUCUACCUCUGUGUAAAUACAGGAAAUGGACACUCCAUGAUUCAGUGGUCCAACAUAGAGGAGGGGGUGAAUUCCUACCGCUUCCAUGGUUUAAAGCCUGGCACCAAUUACACACUUUGUCUCACCUAUGGGGGGCAGGACUGCCAAGUCCAAGUAGUUUUCACAACUAGGAAGUACAUCCCCUCCCUGCUUAUCAUCGUGGUUGUCAGCAUUUUCCUACUGGGUCUGGCCACUGUUCCCUUACUGGGGGCCACCUGCUGCCAUUUAUUAUACAAGUACCAAGGGAAGACCUACAAGCUGAUCAUGAGGGCUCAGAAUCCGGAUCAGAUGGAGAAACAAAUGGCUGGAGAUUUUGAUCCCAGAGCGUCUUUUGUGGGGUCAGAGAAAACCUUCAACCCCAGUGAGUUAGGGGAGGGGGAGAGAGAGGCCCAGGGAGAGGAAGGAGAUGGAGAGGGUGAUGCUGAGGGGAGCGUGGUGACAGAGUCCAUCCCCGGAUCCUCAUCCAAAACCAACCAGGAGGAAUUUGAAAUGGGUUCGGAGUACAGUGACAGAUUACCGCUGGGAGCAGAGGCAGUCAACAUCUCAGAGGAGAUCAACGGCAACUACAAGCAGCCAAGUCGCUGAGCUCCGCUGACGUCUGCGAGUAUAUUGUAAAAUAUUUUACUUUCAAGUAGGCCUAGCCAAUCAAGCAGGUAACUCAACCACCAUUACUACACGUGACAAAUGAUGGCUUCUGAUUUAAAAAAAAAAAAAAAGGUGGAUCUUUUAAUUUCUUUUACCUCAGAAAGUCCGUCAAUCACUUGAGAUUGUGAAGUGAUUCAUGUGACAUUUGUAGUGUACUGUAGGUUAAAAUAAGCAGCAUUGCAAGCACAACACAUUGCAAGCACAACUUUCUACAUAUUAUCAGACCUCAAAACUGGCAGGACAGCAGCAAAAUGUUCCCUUUCUGCAGGACGGAUGGGCAUGGUACGCAAAUUGUGCAAACGGCGAGGCGUAGAGCUCGCCAGAGUUUAGCGUAAUUGAAGGCACAAAAAAAAGAACUACAUUGGAGAGCUCACACACAAAAAAAAAUUAAUCUAAAGGUGCCAUGUGUUUUAAAGCCAUUUCAAAUAAAGAUACAUCAGGGACAAAUGUGCUCUUUCUAAACUGUGUGUGUUUGUGCAAUGAUGUGGAUGAGCCUCGUCUAAAAAAAUUAUAUGAUAGGCUAGUUGAUGCAGAUAUUUGGUUUCAUCGUUAUUGCGCCUGACCUGCCCGCUGUCCUCGGAGUCCAAAAGGGACAUUUCACUUUUCAAUUGUGUUGUGCGUGACAGGAAAUCCCAGGUUAUUUACCAACAAAAUGUUGUUUGACGUAAUGUAAGGCUUUAAAAAUGUGCGAGUUUAACAUCUUUUAUCAACGGGUGCUUGCUAUACUCUCGCUUUUUACAAUGACCGUGUCCAUGGCAUGUCACACGUAUUUCCUUGUGUGGUUUUUAUUAGUGUAGGCUAGUCUCGUGGACUUUAGAUGUUACUGUCAGCCUGUGAUGUAAAGCCAUGUAAACUGAAAUUAUUUUUUACGACGCUUAUUAAGUUUCUAUGAAGCCUCAACAAAAAGGCGCAUGAGUGUUUGGCGGCUUCACUGUCUCGUAAUUUGAUGUAUAUAGUGAGUUUUUGUGAACUGUUGUAAAACGAAAUGAAAAACCCAUGACCUUUCAAGAUUUUUUGAUAUAAUUUUAUGUAAGUGGAAUUAAUUAAACAUAUGAAAAACAGA
Messenger RNA from Micropterus dolomieu (smallmouth bass), 3528 nucleotides. RefSeq names its product immunoglobulin superfamily containing leucine-rich repeat 2 (gene islr2). Gene Ontology annotation, molecular function: protein binding. Bases 261 to 2405 code for a protein of 714 amino acids. Lineage: Eukaryota; Metazoa; Chordata; Actinopteri; Centrarchiformes; Centrarchidae. The record is from RefSeq and is a predicted model, not a curated record. The transcript has 2 exons.